UUCUCCUUUUCCAACCUCCGCAGGCAGGAAGGAAAAACACAGGAGAAAAACACACGCACACACCGCCACCAAAUUUAUAUCUUUAUUGUAUACAUACAAACCCUGAUUUAUUAUAUAUCAUGCCUUCUCUUGCCGUUUUGUCUGAAACUUCUGAAACAACUACUAAAGUCAAGAAGAUGAUGAAGAACACCGCCACCGACACCGACACCGUCGCUCUCGAAUCUCCAAUUUCAAAAAAAGAAAAAAAGAGCAAAAAAAUUAUCUCUUCUGAUUCUGAAAAGUCAGAAAAGAAAUCCAAAAAGAAACGUAAAGCUGCUUCUGAUGAUGAUGAUAAUGAUACUAGCUCUGAACAAAUUCAACCUAAUAUCAAGGAUGAUGAGGGUGUGAAGAAAAGUAAGAAGAAGAAAAUAAAAUUGGAUGAAGAGGCAGCACUAGUUGAGGUUGUUAAGAAAGUAGAAGAGAAUCCGAAUGCGGUUACUAAUUUUAGAAUUUCGGAGCCGUUGAAGAAUGCUUUGAAGGCUAAGGGGAUUGAAGCAUUGUUUCCAAUUCAGGCCAGGACUUUUAAUUCUAUCUAUGAUGGUCUUGAUUUGAUUGGGAAAGCCAAAACUGGUCAGGGGAAAACAUUGGCUUUUAUAUUGCCAAUAUUGGAGUCUUUAAUCAAUGGACCUGAGAAAGCAACUAGGAGGACCGGGUACGGGCGGUCACCUACGAUUCUUGUGCUUUUGCCAACUAGGGAGUUAGCAAAGCAGGUGUUUACGGAUUUCAAAUAUUACGGUGAGGCUGUUGGCUUGAGUUCAUGUUGUUUGUAUGGUGGUGGAGGGGCAUCUAUUGGUCCUCAAACUGUUCAACUGAAAAGAGGAGUGGAUAUUGUUGUCGGAGCUGUUGGUCGUGUUAAGGAUCAUAUUGAGAGAGGGAACCUUGACUUGUGCUCAUUGAAAUUCCGUAUCCUUGAUGAAGCUGAUGAAAUGUUGAGGCAAGGUUUUGUUGAAGAUGUUGAAUAUAUUCUAGGCAAGGUGAAUGAUGCCACCAAAGUUCAAACAGUUCUGUUCAGUGCAACUUUACCAGCUUGGGUGAAUCAUAUUGCAUCGAAGUUUUUGAAAUCAGACAAGAAGAUUGUAGAUCUUGUUGGUGUUCAGGUAAUGAAGGCCAGUGAAAAUGUUAGACACAUCAUCAUGCCUUGUUCUUGGACAGCAAGAUCACAGGUCAUUCCUGAUAUCAUUCGCCAUCAUAGCAGUGGUGGCCGUACCAUUAUUUUCACCGAGACAAAGGAUUAUUGCUCUGAACUAUCUGGACUACUGACAGGAGCCCGACCGUUACAUGGUGACAUUCAACAGUCUGUGCGAGAGCAAACACUUGCGGGAUUCCGAUCAGGCAAGUUCAUGACAUUGGUGGCCACAAAUGUGGCAGCUCGAGGACUCGAUAUUAAUGAUGUCCAGCUGAUCAUCCAGUGUGAACCACCACGUGAUGUUGAAGACUAUAUUCACCGAUCUGGGAGGACAGGGAGAGCUGGGAAGUCUGGUGUUGCCAUUACACUUUAUGAGCCAAGGAAGGCCAAUAUCUCCAAGUUAGAGAGAGAAGCGGGUGUCAAAUUUGAACAUAUAUCUGCUCCUCAACCGGCUGAUAUUGCUAAAGCUGCUGGUGGAGAUGCAGCAGAGGCAAUAAUACAAGUUGCCGACAGUGUCAUCCCUGUCUUCAAGUCAGCUGCAGAGGAGUUGUUAAAUUCUUCUGGCCUAACACCGGUGGAACUUCUUGCUAAGGCGCUUGCCAAGAGUGUUGGAUAUACAGAAAUUAAAAAGAGGUCACUUCUAUCGUCCAUGGAGAACUUUGUGACACUACAUCUUGAUGCUGGAAGACCUUGUUAUACACCUUCAUUCGCAUAUGGUGUCUUGAGAAGGUUUCUGCCUGAAGAAAAAGUAGAGUCAAUUCAAGGUUUAGCCCUAACUGCUGAUCAAAGAGGUGCUGUCUUUGAUGUUCCUGUGGAAGACUUGGAUAUGUUCCUUGCUGGCCAGGAGAAUGCUACAGGAGUGAGCUUGCAGGUGGUCAAGGAGCUGCCACAAUUGCAAGAAAAAGAGCAGGCCAGAUCAAGAUUUAGCAGCGGUAGUAAUGGGUUCUCUCGUGGACGUAAUUUCUCUGAUCGCCGGAAUGAUAGAUUUUCUAGAGGUUCUGGAGGCAGAAGUGGUGGUGGUGGUAGUAGAGGCGGCCGUGGGAGUUACAAGAGAUAUUAAAAAGCGUCAGUAUCCAAACAAUACAAUACGUGUUUUAUAGACAACCCGCCGUUUCUCUUCAAGCAUGUGAGCAGUUUUGAUUAUUGCCAAUAUGGGCUCCUAAUUAUAAUAGUGUUAUUUUGUUAUCCAGUUUCUCUAAUUAGUUUAGUUUCUAUUCUUUGGGGUAUGUUUUUCAUUUCCCCACUUUUUUUGUUUAAUGUAUCAGAGUGGGAUAAUUGACAUUUUCUUUUCUAUAUUAAUAUCUGUUGUGUGUUUAUGGUAAAA
Messenger RNA from Erigeron canadensis, 2489 nucleotides. RefSeq names its product DEAD-box ATP-dependent RNA helicase 7-like. Gene Ontology annotation, molecular function: helicase activity; RNA binding; ATP binding. Lineage: Eukaryota; Viridiplantae; Streptophyta; Magnoliopsida; Asterales; Asteraceae. The record is from RefSeq and is a predicted model, not a curated record. The transcript has 15 exons. The coding region runs from base 120 to 2225 and encodes 701 amino acids.